Messenger RNA from Gossypium raimondii (Peruvian cotton), 2268 nucleotides. Its product is annotated as probable L-type lectin-domain containing receptor kinase S.5. The record is from RefSeq and is a predicted model, not a curated record. Gene Ontology annotation, biological process: protein phosphorylation. Gene Ontology annotation, cellular component: plasma membrane. Gene Ontology annotation, molecular function: carbohydrate binding; protein kinase activity; ATP binding. The transcript has a single exon. NCBI's taxonomy places the organism in Eukaryota, Viridiplantae, Streptophyta, Magnoliopsida, Malvales, Malvaceae. Bases 118 to 2073 code for a protein of 651 amino acids.
CUUAUAAAAUCACCUCCAUCCCCGCCGAAUUUCAUACUUAUACCUCCAUCUCCAGUUGUAUGUUAUUCAUCAUAUAAACCAGAAACCUGGUGUUGAUUUCAGUAGCUAGCAGCUAGCAUGGGCUCUACCCUUUUAGCCUACUUUUUAAUCCCAGCUGUUUUUCUUGUUCAAGUAACCUGUUUUCAGUUCAAUUUUUCAACUUUCCAGAAAGAAGAUGAAAGCCAGCUUACCUUGAGUAGGAACUCUUACAUAGUUCUUGGAGCUAUCCAAGUUACUCCCGAUGUUAAUGGAGGUUCCAUGCAAAAUUUGUCUGGACGAGCUCUGUAUAAGAAACCAUUUAGGCUUUGGAAAGGCAACCACACCACCAUUGCUUCUUUCAAUACAAGUUUCGUCCUCAAUAUCCGCAACCAAACCUCUCCUGGUGGCGAAGGCGUUGCCUUUUUAAUAACCGGCAACUCCAGCCUACCGGACAACAGCCAAGGACAGUGGUUGGGGAUGGUAAAUGCCAAUACAAAUGGUUCUUCUCAGGCCAGUGUGGUGGCGGUGGAAUUUGACACCAGGAAGAGCGACGACCAAGAUAUGGAUGGCAACCAUAUUGGGUUAAACAUAAACAGCAUCCACUCAACCAAGCAAGUUUCUUUAAGCAACUACGGUGUUAACAUUUCGGGACGUGAGGAUUUAAGGGUGCAUCUUCGUUAUGACGGCCAAAAGUUGUCAGUUUUCAUUGGGGACAACCAGACACUUGUGCUUUCUCAGUCUCUUGAUCUCUCUACUCAUCUUCCGGAGAAGGUUUUCAUGGGAUUCUCUGGUUCAACAAGCAAUGAAACUGAGCUCAACUGUGUGAAAUCCUGGGCGUUUUCUGGUACCGAUAUAGGUGGAGAUCGCAAUCUACGGUGGGUUUGGAUCAUGGUUCCAGUGGCAAGUGUGGGUAUAUUAGUUGGGGUUGCCAUGUACUUGUGGUUGAGGAGGGUAUACAAAGAGGAAGAUAUGGAGGGUCAGGGUGCUCGACUUCAAGGGAACAUAGAAGAUGAGAUUAAACGUUCCAAUUUGGGUCCAAGGAGGUUUGGGUUAAAGGAAUUGAAGCAAGCGACUGGGAAUUUUAACCCGAAGAACAAGCUUGGGAAAGGUGGAUUUGGAACUGUUUACAAGGGAACCUGGAGAAACAACGACGUGGCUGUCAAAAGAGUGUCCAAGAAAUCACACCAAGGCAAGCAAGAAUUCAUUGCGGAAGUCACUACAAUCGGCCACCUCAAUCACAAGAAUCUCGUCAAGUUAAUAGGAUGGUGCUACGAAAAGCGGGAAUUUCUCCUUGUGUACGAAUACAUGCCCCAUGGAAGCCUCGAUAAGUUCAUCUUCUGCGAUGAUAAACCAACCCUGCAGGAGGAAUCCACACUCAACUGGGAGCAAAGGCUAUUGAUAAUCCAAGGGGUGGCUCAAGCACUAGACUACCUUCACAACGGUUGUCAAAAAAGGGUGCUCCACCGUGACAUCAAAUCUAGCAACAUCAUGCUGGAUUCCGAGUUCAACGCCAAGCUCGGAGAUUUCGGACUGGCCAGAACCAUCCAAGAGAAAGAAAAAACGCACCAUUCGACCAUCGAGAUCGCUGGCACGCCAGGUUAUAUGGCCCCAGAAACCUUUCUUAUAAGCCGAGCCACGGUGGAAACCGAUGUUUAUUCCUUUGGGGUUCUUGUGAUGGAAGUUGUUUGUGGGAGAAGGCCCGGGAAUCAAAGUGAGCUAAACAACUACAACAAUAGUAUUGUGAAUCGGGUAUGGGAUUACUAUAGGAAAGGAAGCAUCAGUGGCGCUGCUGAUUCCAGGAUGGAUGGGGACUUUGAUGAAAAAGAAGUGGAGUGUGUGCUUGUUAUAGGCUUGGGUUGCUGCCAUCCCAACCCACACUAUAGGCCUUCAAUGAGGACUGUGUUGCAGGUACUUUCAGGUGAAGCGGAUCCACCCCAGGUACCCCAAGAGCGACCUUCAUUUGUGUGGCCAGCCAUGCCCCCAUCCUUCAACCACAUGGAUGAUUCACUUACAGGAAGUCAACUCACUCCAUUUACGGAUCUUAGUGGUAGAUGAAAUCAUAUCAGUCAAGCCCAAUCUCCAUCAAUGAUCCAUUUACGGAUUUAGUUCUCUUUUGUUUGUUGGAAUUUUAAAUGUGUUGAAUAUCAACUUAAAAGUGAAAGUGAAUUAAAAGUAAAUUGGAGUGCUUGUAAAUAGUUUCAGGUAAAAUUAAAAUUAUAAAAAUAUAAAUUAUUAUGGUUAAAAUUACAA